AUGGCACUAGGACGUUUAUCUCAUACUGCAGCCCUGCUCAAUUCGGGCAAAGUUCUUAUUGCUGGGGGUUACGGAGCAACCGGGUAUCUUGUCAGUUCUGAAAUGUAUGAUCCAUCAACGGACGAAUGGAACUCUACUGCAAGCAUGGCACUAGGACGUGUAUCUCAUACUGAAACCCUGCUCAAUUCAGGCAAAGUUCUUAUUGCUGGGGGUUACGGAGCAACCGGGUAUCUUGCCAGUUCCGAAAUAUAUGAUCCUUCAACGAGCAACUGGAGCCCUACUACAAGCAUGGCAAGAGCACGUAUGUUCCAUACUGCAACCCUGCUCAAUUCGGGCAAAGUUCUUGUGGCUGGGGGUGCCAUAUCAACCGCCAGUCUUGACAGUUCUGAAAUAUAUGAUCCAUCAAUAGGCAGCUGGGCCCCUACUACAAGUAUGAUACAAGCACGAUAUUCACAUACUGCAAUCCUGCUCAAAUCGGGCAAAGUUCUUGUCACUGGGGGUUACGAAUCGACCGAUUCUCUUAAUAGUUCUGAAAUAUAUGAUCCAUCAACGGGCCAAUGGAACUCUACUACAAGAAUGGCAAUAGCACGCGCGUACCAUACUGCAACCCUGCUCAAUUCGGGCAACGUUCUCGUUACUGGUGGGUUGAAUGCAUCCUUUAUUCUUCGUAGUUCUGAAAUUUAUAAUCCAUCAACGGGCAAAUGGAACUCUACCACAAGGAUGGCAAUAGCACGUGGGCAUCAUACUGGAACCCUACUCAAUUCGGGCAAUGUUCUUGUCGCUGGGGGUUACGGAUCGAUCGGUUAUCUUAAUAGUUCUGAAAUAUAUGAUCCAUCAACGGAAGAAUGGAACUCUGCUACAAACAUGGCAAUAGCACGCGGGUACCAUACUGCAACCCUGCUCAAUUCAGGCAAAGUUCUUGCCACUGGGGGUAUCGGAUCGAUGGAUUAUCUUGUUAGUUGUGAAAUAUACAAUUCGUGA
Didymodactylos carnosus is the source of this 981-nucleotide messenger RNA. The record is from the annotation of a GenBank genome assembly. NCBI's taxonomy places the organism in Eukaryota, Metazoa, Rotifera, Eurotatoria, Philodinida, Philodinidae.